CCACCUCGACGUAAACUGCUUCGCACCUCAUUCAUACACACUCGCAGUCUUUUUAUCAUCACCAUGAAAUCAUCACUACUUCUUCCACUGUGCGCUGCGGCAGCUGUCUCAGCCGUGUACCCGCCAGAACAACAAGUCCCGCUUCAGACAGCGGAACAAGACCAAUACCUCAUAGAGCUGGCCCCAGGUGAGACGAGAUGGAUUACUGAAGAUGAUAAAUGGGCGCUACGAAGGGAAGGCAUCAACUUCUUCGAUAUUACAGAUACGCCUGAGCUCGGCUCGCUGAAUCGCGAGAUCGGUAUCCAGAGUGUCAAAUUCCCAACCAAGACGGCCCACAAUGAGACAGUUGCUCCACUCCUCAAGCAGCUCGAGAAGAAUAACAUGCGCAAACACCUGGAAAAGUUUACCUCGUUCCACACGCGAUACUACAAGUCCGAUUAUGGAGCGCAGUCGUCUGCAUGGCUAUUGGGCCAAGUCAACGACACGUUGGCUAAAGCUGGUGCUUUCGACCAUGGCGCACAUGUAAAAGCGUUUUCCCAUCCGUGGGGUCAGUCGUCUAUUAUCGCCACCAUACCGGGGAAGAGCGAUAAGACGGUCGUGAUUGGAGCGCACCAGGAUUCGAUCAACCUGUUCCUCCCUUCGUUCCUUGCAGCACCCGGGGCCGACGAUGAUGGCAGUGGCACCGUCACAAUUCUUGAAGCUCUCCGUGUACUACUCAAAUCAGAAGACGUGGUGAAGGGAAAAGCAGACAACACAGUCGAAUUCCACUGGUACUCUGCUGAAGAAGGUGGUCUUCUGGGCAGCCAAGCUAUCUUCCAGUCGUACGAAAAGGAGGGCAGAGACGUAAAAGCCAUGCUGCAGCAGGACAUGACUGGUUACGUCCAGAAGACGCUCGACGCGGGCGAACCUGAGUCGGUUGGAGUCAUCACCGAUUACGUCGACCCUGGCCUUACCGAAUUCAUCAAGACAGUCAUCACGACUUAUUGCUCGAUCCCAUACGUCCUCACAAAGUGCGGCUACGCCUGCUCUGACCACGCUAGCGCAAGCAAAGCGGGAUACCCAUCUGCGUUCGUGAUUGAGUCAGACUUCAAGUAUUCGGAUAACAAGAUCCACACCACUGAGGAUAAGAUUGAAUAUCUGAGCUUCGACCACAUGCUGCAGCACGCAAAACUGACUUUGGGGCUGGCCUACGAACUUGCGUUUGCCAAAUUCGAGUAA
Molecule: messenger RNA, 1218 nt
Organism: Periconia digitata
Lineage: Eukaryota; Fungi; Ascomycota; Dothideomycetes; Pleosporales; Periconiaceae
Source: the annotation of a GenBank genome assembly